AUGGUCCGCCAACAAAUAGCCCGCCAGGAAGAAAGCGGGAAGAGGGGUGUCUUUUCUGGCAAGGAGGGAAGGAAAUCCCCCUCAGAGGCGGAGAGCAGGAGAGUCGCCAGCGCAGCCUCCGGCCACCAGGGGCAGCUCCGUCCCGCCAAAAGCACCUCGGCCGAGCCGGUCGCAGACGCCGGGGGAGAACAAACAGAAAACGAAACGCUUUCCUCGCCGGUCGGAAGGCGGGCGCGGCGGCCAAGUAUGACCCCUCCGACUUUCCGUUUCUCUUUCCCGCCGCUUGCCUCCAGCCACCGAGCAGCUGCCUCAGGUAACAAGAGCGCGCCCGGCUGA
Messenger RNA from Podarcis lilfordi (Lilford's wall lizard), 336 nucleotides. Lineage: Eukaryota; Metazoa; Chordata; Lepidosauria; Squamata; Lacertidae. The record is from the annotation of a GenBank genome assembly.